CACAUGACUUGACCUAUAUCCAGUGACCUCCAGUGACCUAUAUUCAUCUGUUGUCCUCCUCGUUCCAAAAAUAGUAAAUCUCGAGUGAUAAUUCGAGAUUUCAGGAUUUUAGGUGAAGGUCAUUAUAGUAUUUUGAAUUUCAUCGCGGGUUACGAUCAUUUAAUAUGGUUAAAUAGAACUAAGAAGGAUCCACAGCAAUGUCCACCAGGCCAUCAUCUGGGAAGCAAACAAAUAAGUCCAAAGACAAGAGAUCCACAGCUGAGCACAGACACAGUGAAGAUCAUGAACAAAGAAACCUUGAUGAUGCAGUGGCCUACUUCACAAAUGAGGACUCCAGCACCAAGGUACGUAACAACCUGCCACUGUCCCUGUCACUGGAGACUAUAGAGAACCAGGCUAAGGACAAUGGGCUGGGGACAGAGCAUAUAGAGGCACUAGUGGAAGUGGCAGCCUCCUCUAGAUUUCCUGACAGUGUCAACAUACGGCUGAUCAAGAGCCUGAUUCCUAAUGACAAGGUGACAGCAGAGUCCUUCCUCACAGCAGUCUCUUGGAUGUGUACCAAUAAACCUUCAUCUAAUGUACAGUCUAUGUUGAUACGGUGGAUGAUCAUCGUCUAUGACCUGGUGGAGGAGCAGCAGAAGGUGCAGACUCUGUAUGGAAUGAUCUUCUUCUUCACUGAGAAUGAAACUAUGUGUCCACAUGUAUGCCAGCUGCUGUAUCUGAUGACCAGGAAGGAAGAUGUUCGCAUGUUCAGGAUAAGGCAUCUGCUCAACUUGCAGCUCAAAAUGGUAAAUUACUGUGAGUUAUAA
Lingula anatina is the source of this 809-nucleotide messenger RNA. Its product is annotated as centromere protein I-like. Lineage: Eukaryota; Metazoa; Brachiopoda; Lingulata; Lingulida; Lingulidae. Gene Ontology annotation, cellular component: kinetochore; inner kinetochore. Gene Ontology annotation, biological process: mitotic sister chromatid segregation; CENP-A containing chromatin assembly. The record is from RefSeq and is a predicted model, not a curated record.